CCAGGAGCCUGCAUUCACUAUAUCUGGUCUCCCACAGUACAUAUAACAUGGAAAUGCAAUUAUUUUACUAAAUAUAAACUACUAAAUACCUUUUCUCAUCAGCAGUUAAAGCAAUCUUGUGACUUCAGCAGAGCACUGGUUAAAGCUUUUAGGAGGAGUUUUCUUUCUGGUCUAGGAUGUUGCAGGACCCCUGACCUCUGUCUGGACAGUGCUGAUUGGUCCUGUGCUGAUCACAUGCACUGUCCCAAGAAACAAAAACCUCUCUAGCAAUACACACCAAAUUGAGCAUGUGCAGUGUCUACACAUGAUAUCUCUUUUCAGGAGAUAAGAGGUAG
Messenger RNA from Staurois parvus, 335 nucleotides. The record is from the annotation of a GenBank genome assembly. Lineage: Eukaryota; Metazoa; Chordata; Amphibia; Anura; Ranidae.